AUGGCCUGGAACCAGAAAUUUUGCUUCGAACGGCUCAUCAUCAGCCCCGACGACGUGGUGACGUCUUUGUUGUCCGAAGUGUCCGUUUUCUCGUCAAUCUCCUCGCUCUCGUUGUCUCCCAUCAUAUACUCUAUUACACGACGGCCAACAUCUUCUUCGAGUCCGAACUUGAUCGGAGAACAACGGAUUUCCACGUUCUUGGCCACACGGAUCCCGCCAAUCGGAUCUGCCAUUGUCCACGAGAUGUCCACCAUGUCGCUGGACUCCAUUCCAGAAAGCAGGUCGGGGAAUAUCGCCUUAUCCAUGUUGCGUGCUUGCAACGUACCCACAGAAACCCUAUUGACAGUUGUCCCGUCAGACAGCGCAACACGCUUGAACUCUCCCUGGACAAUUUCCAGCCGCAAAAAUGUCUGGUUCUGGUCGGCAAAGUCCAUCUUUAUAGACCCAGCUUUCAAUAUCCAUUCAAGCUCGCUAUCAUCGCCGCCGCCUUUCACUAAAACUCGCAUCCGGGUAUACAGCUCGAUCAGCAGCUUGUUCCGCAAAGACGACGGUUUGUCCAGGUACUGUAGUUGUCCUGCAAUGACACGGACUCGCUUGAAAAUGGCGUCCAGGUUGCCAAAGUCGGUCACCAUGACCAUCUCCUUGACUGCGUCAUCCAAUUUCUUGGACCUGGGCUCCGAGUAG
Molecule: messenger RNA, 684 nt
Organism: Ogataea philodendri
Lineage: Eukaryota; Fungi; Ascomycota; Pichiomycetes; Pichiales; Pichiaceae
Exons: 1
Coding region: 1-684 (227 amino acids)
Source: RefSeq, a predicted model, not a curated record